Messenger RNA from Rangifer tarandus platyrhynchus (Svalbard reindeer), 2055 nucleotides. Lineage: Eukaryota; Metazoa; Chordata; Mammalia; Artiodactyla; Cervidae. The record is from the annotation of a GenBank genome assembly.
AUGGAAAAGUUAAAGAGAAUGUACUCUGAAUGCCCAGGCAAGACAGGGGGGCGGGGGCGGCCCCGACAGGCCCGCCGCCACAAGACAUGCCCCAGCCCCCGGGAAAUCAGCAAGGUCAUGGCUUCCAUGGCUCUGGGUAUGCUGAACGAGGGCGGCUGCAGUGAAGAUGAGCUGCUGGAGAAAUGCAUUCAGUCCUUUGACUCGGCUGGCAGCCUGCGCCGCGGGGACCACGUUCUCAACAUGGCACUUGCCAUGCACAGCUGGGUGCUGCCUUCUGCCCACUUUGCUGCCCGUCUGCUGACCUUAUAUCCUCCCGGGGCCAUAAGCAGUGGGUGGAGGGCGGAGGACAGAGAUGAGGCCACAGGGAGCACGCAGGAGCUGAGACGGCUGCAGAUCUGUCACCUGGUCAGGUACUGGCUGACCCAACACCCUGAGAUGAUGCACCAGGACCCCCAGUUAGAAGAGGUUAUAGGCCGCUUCUGGGCCACUGUGGAGCAGGAGGGUAACUCAGUCCAGCAGAGCCUAGGAGACUUUUCCAGUCGGCUGAGCCCGGGUGGCCCAGGCCCCCCACACCCCAUGAGCAGCCCAGGCCUGGGCAAGAAGCGCAAAGUGUCCUUGCUUUUCGACCACCUGGAGACUGGGGAGCUGGCAGAGCACCUCACUUACCUGGAGUUCCGGUCCUUCCAGGCUAUCACACCCCAGGACCUGCGGGACUACGUUUUGCAGGGCUCUGUGCGGGGCUGCCCGACCCUGGAGGGCUCCGUAGGUCUCAGCAACAGCGUGUCCCGCUGGGUGCAGGUCAUGGUGCUGAGCCGUCCGGGGCCUGCACAGCGAGCGCAGGUGCUGGACAAGUUCAUACACGUGGCACAGAGGCUCCUCCAGCUACACAAUUUCAACACGCUGAUGGCAGUCACAGGAGGCCUCUGUCAUAGUGCCAUCUCCAGACUCAAGGACUCCCAUGCCCACCUGAGCCCUGACAGCACCAAGGCCCUGCUGGAGCUGACAGAGCUCCUGGCAGCCCACAACAACUACGCCCGUUACCGCCGCACCUGGGCUGGCUGCACGGCCUUCCGGCUGCCUGUUCUGGGAGUGCACCUCAAGGAUCUGGUGGCCCUGAAUGAGGCGCAGCCUGACAGGUUGCCUGAUGGCCGCCUGCACCUGCCCAAACUCAACAGUCUCUACCUGCGGCUGCAGGAGCUGGCAGCCCUGCAGCGACAGGAACCCCCAGGCAGUGCCAGUGAGGACCUUCUGCACCUGCUCACGCUUUCCCUGGAUCUCUUCUACACGGAGGACGAGAUCUAUGAGCUUUCCUAUGCCCGGGAGCCCCGCUGUCCCAAGAGUCUGCCACCCUCCCCCUUCAAGGCACCCCUGGUGGUGGAGUGGGCCCCUGGUGUGACACCCAAGCCUGACACGGUCACUCUGGGUCGGCAUGUGGAGCAGCUGGUGGAGUCUGUGUUCAAGAACUAUGACCCUGAUGGCCGCGGCACCAUCUCUCAGGAGGACUUUGAGCGACUCUCAGGCAACUUCCCCUUUGCCUGCCACGGCCUUCACCCACCCCCCCGCCAGGGGAGCGGCUCCUUCAGCCGUGAGGAGCUGACAGGAUACCUGCUCCGGGCCAGUGCCAUUUGCUCGAAGCUGGGCCUGGCCUUCCUGCACACCUUCCAGGAGGUCACCUUCCGCAAGCCCACCUUCUGUGACAGCUGCAGUGGCUUCCUUUGGGGUGUCACCAAGCAAGGCUACCGCUGUCGGGACUGUGGGCUGUGUUGCCACAGACACUGCAGAGACCAGGUGAAGGUGGAGUGUAAGAAGAGGCCAGGGGCCAAGGGCGAUGCGAGUCCCCCGGAAGCCCCUGUCCCAUCCACUCCAGUUCCCCAGGCCAGCUGUGGCUCUGAGGACCAUCUCUCCUACACGCUGUCCCUGGAACCUGAGCCUGGGUGCCACGUCCGCCAUGCUUGGACCCAGACAGAGGCCCCACACCCCUCCUGGGAACCAGAGACGGUCCCUCUGCCAGCGAAGGCCUCACCACCCACUGAGUCCUCCAAGCUGAACUCCUAG